UCCCUCCAAAUCGCCCGCGCGGCACCCGCCCCCGCCUGAUGCGACGUCCUCCGCCAGUUCGUCCGCCUCCGCCUCUCCCUGCGCUGCGCCUCCUCCCCUCCCCGCGUCGUCGUCUCUCGCAUGGCGGAGAGGGCCCUCAUGCCCGUGCCCCCCGCCUCGCCAGAGCCUGCCGCCUCCUCCGGCGCCGUCUCCACCGCCUUCGGCUCCCCUCUCGACCCCGUCGUCGCCGCCGUGCCCUCGGCCGCCGCGCGCCUGCACCCGCGCGACACCUACGUCGUCCAGGUCCAGAAGGACCAGAUAUACCGCGUCCCGCCCCCCGAGAACGCCUACCUCGCCGAGCGGUACCGGACGGAGCGAGGAGGAGGCGGCAAGGGCUCCCCGUGCUCGUCGGGCGCCGUCCGCACGCUCGGCGCGGUCCUCGCCGCCGGGCUGCUGCUGGGCGCCGUCGCCGCGCUCUCCUCCGUCGUGCUGCGGCCCGACGCGCCGAGCUUCGUCGUCGACAAGCUCUCCGUCCAUAACGCGUCGCGAACGGACUACGACUUCUUUCUCACGGCGAUCAACCCCAACAAGGUGACCGCGCUGUGGUACGGCGGCGGCAGCGGCGGCGCCACGGCGAAGCUGCUGCACAAGGGCACGACCCUAGCGAAGGGCGACGUCGGGGAGCCCGAGGACGGCGGGGAGGACGCCACGGACUUCAACGUGCUGCUCCACGGGCUGCAGCACGACGGCCGCGCGCCCAAGGCGGUGGAGAAGGGGCUCCGAGGCUCCAAGGGCGCCGUCGAGCUCGAGCUGUCCGUCGAGAUGGCCGUGCAGGUGCACGUCGGCGCGCUCGGCUUCGCGCGGAGGACGUUGGCCGUGUCGUGCCACGUCACCGCGGCCGGGCUGAGGAAAGACGUGCACAUCUCGUCGCAAACGUGCAAGAGCAGCUUUGGAAACUGACGGCGUGUACAAACCAAGCUUGGAUAGAGUCAUACGAAUUCGUGUAAAAUUUGUCAGACUCUCGAUGAGAUUUGUGUGUAACUUGUUUACGAACAGAAUUCUCGGACCCUGGACUUUGGGUGAAUUGUGGACAAUGUUCGCGUUGGACGUCUUCGUUGGGCACAGGCUACACUGUACCGAUUUUGGUGCAGGGCUGGAAUCUUCUUUGGGCUUCUCGAAAAGAAAGACUACAUUUGGGAUUUUGG
Molecule: messenger RNA, 1184 nt
Organism: Oryza brachyantha (malo sina)
Lineage: Eukaryota; Viridiplantae; Streptophyta; Magnoliopsida; Poales; Poaceae
Product: NDR1/HIN1-like protein 13
Exons: 1
Coding region: 121-939 (272 amino acids)
Cellular component (GO): plasma membrane
Source: RefSeq, a predicted model, not a curated record